CCGUAUCGAUUAUCCUCGUUUACCUCGUGUGACAACCUUCUCUUAAUAACAAACGCACAAUAAGGGAGUAAAGAGCAAGAAUUACAUAUAGGAAGAGCCUCAACACGUGAAACAAUGUCGGCGUCUGUCAGAAUUUCAUGAGUCUCCGUUCUUCUUACUUGCGAAAAAAUGACAUUCCGGAUGUAGCAAAUUACACUUAUAAUUCCAAUUCAGUAACAAUUAACUGCCUAUUACUGUGAUUGCACAAUGAAUUAUUUAUGACUUUAUUAUGAGGGAAUUGUCGUAAAAAUGCAUAUAUAUUUCGCAUUGGGGUUGAUACAAUAUAUAGGUGUAUGUGUACAACUUUGACAUACAUGUAAUUUUAGUGUAUAGAAGACUAUCUAUUCGUGAAAUUUCUGUAUUAUAUAUCAAAGAGUUGAUCAGCAAGUGAGAGCCGCAAUAUGGACUCUGCAACCGAGCUGGAACAUAUAGAGAAACUAGCGAAGGAAGCAGAAUGUUUAAAGAAACGCUUGGAGGAUGAACGACAAAAGUUAAAUGAUAUUACACUUGCCAGUGUAGCAGAUAGACUUGAAGCAAUUAAUUGUAUAAAUGUAAAACCUAGACGUAUUUUAAAAGGUCAUCAAGCCAAAGUUUUAUGUUCUGAUUGGUCUCCUGAUAAGCGUCAUAUUGUUUCUUCUUCACAGGAUGGAAGAAUGAUUAUAUGGGAUGCCUUUACAACAAAUAAAGAACACGCAGUCAGUAUGCCAACCAGAUGGGUGAUGGCAUGUGCUUAUGGUCCUAGUGGUGAUUUAGUUGCAUGCGGAGGUUUGGAUAAUAAGGUUACAGUAUAUCAGUUAAGUCUGGAGGAUGAUGUUGCGGCUCACAAGAAGACUGUUGGUACACAUACAUCAUAUAUGUCAUGCUGUGCAUUUCCUAACAGCGAUCAGCAGAUUUUAACAGGCAGUGGAGAUAGCACAUGUUGUUUGUGGGACGUAGAGAGUGGACAAUUGUUACAGAGUUUUCAAGGACACUCUAGCGACGUGAUGUCUAUCGAUCUAGCACCAAGUGAAACUGGGAAUACAUUUGUGUCAGGUGGUUGUGACAAACUUGUCUUAAUUUGGGAUAUGCGUAGUGGUCAAUGCGUCCAAAGUUUUGAAGGACAUCAAUCCGACGUUAAUUCAGUAAGAUUUCAUCCAGGCGGCGAUGCAGUGGCAACAGGUUCGGACGAUGCUACUUGUCGGUUGUUCGAUUUACGUGCUGACAGAGAAGUUGCGGUAUAUGCAAAAGAAAGUAUAAUAUUCGGAGCAAACGCAGUUGAUCUCAGUAUAAGUGGGCGCUUACUCUUCGCCGGAUACAAUGAUUAUACAGUGAAUGUGUGGGAUACUUUAAAGUGCCAACGAGUGGCACUGUUAUAUGGGCAUGAAAAUCGAGUUUCGUGUUUAAGGGUUUCUCCGGAUGGUACUGCCCUGUCUACUGGAAGCUGGGACGCGACUUUGCGAGUUUGGGCUUAGCUUCAUGACAGCUACUACUAUUUUAAACAUGUUGAGAUAUUCUUG
This is a messenger RNA of Cyphomyrmex costatus, 1535 nucleotides long. RefSeq names its product guanine nucleotide-binding protein subunit beta-5 (gene Gbeta5). The transcript has 5 exons. Gene Ontology annotation, molecular function: protein binding. Gene Ontology annotation, biological process: signal transduction. The record is from RefSeq and is a predicted model, not a curated record. Bases 441 to 1490 code for a protein of 349 amino acids. Lineage: Eukaryota; Metazoa; Arthropoda; Insecta; Hymenoptera; Formicidae.